AUGGACAACUUGGCAACAAUAUACUCUGAUAAUUCUACUUCAAAUAUCUCAUCAGAAGAUAAUGUAACAGAAUCAAGUAACAGUACAUAUACUACUAAAGAGCAUUGGACAGAAGUGUUACAUGAAAAUCAGAUGGUUCGCCAGUGCAAGCAUUGCAAUAAGAAACAAUAUUCAGUUAAUACUAGUAAAUUUCAUUUAAAAAAACAUACAAUUUCAUGUACAGCACAGGGCAUAAAGUUCGGUUUUAAUAAACCUGUUACAAAGGAGGAUGUAGACAAUUCAAUAAUUGAUUUAGUUAUUAGCAGUGGAAUUUCUUUUAACAUUCUUAAUAGUUCAUUAUUUCAUAGAAUAGUAAAUAUGCUUCAUUAUGUGACAGAUACAUAUAAAGUUCCUCAUUCAACAACAAUAUCAUGUCAUCUCUCAGAAAGUAUUUAUGAAAUAAGGCUUGAAUUUAUUAAAAGUAUUAUAGCAGAAAUGCCAGGACGGAUUUCACUAACCUGUAAUGAAUAG
Molecule: messenger RNA, 510 nt
Organism: Cetraspora pellucida
Lineage: Eukaryota; Fungi; Glomeromycota; Glomeromycetes; Diversisporales; Gigasporaceae
Source: the annotation of a GenBank genome assembly